AUGUCUACACUCAACAAACUGGAUAGAUACAUCUAUAACCUAGAGCCCAGGACUUUAGAGUCAUUGGAGUUGCUAUACUUUGAUUCAGCGACUUCUGAAAUUUGCAAACCGGUCCACGACGAAAACGAGAUCAGAUCCUCGUUUAGAAGCCUCAGCAUUUCAUCUGAAUCAACUACUUUCAUUCCAAAACAGAACCAGGACACUUCGUACUACAAAUCUGAUUUAUACAGAUACAAUUUGAAACGCUCGCUCAAUAACCUCGAGCCUCUUUCCGAGGGCCAGUUCGAGGAGUUGUUGGAGAAGCAGUCGAUUGAGAGUUUAUCUGGCUCAGAGUCUGAAUCAGAUGAAGGCGAAGCAAAUGAAGAGAGUAAAAAAGUAGAAUCGUUAAUGAAGAACUUAACUGUACAAUCUCAGACCCAGUAUCCGCAAGAAGAGGAACAAGAAUCCACCGUGAGUUUCAUGAAUACCAAGAAUCCAUACAUAUUGUUUGGGUCUUCAUUACUACCACAAGGGAAAGCCUUUGGAAUCUAUAAGUCUCUCUUUACAGAGUCACAGUUGGUCAAUGGGCCACUUGAAGAACUUAAGAAUCUUUCUAGUCUAGCCAACAAGACUUCUGCCUUGUUUAUGAUUGGAGGUGGCCAUUUUGCAGGUGCCAUUAUUUCGCAUACUCCCAUGAAUAUAAAGGGGAAUGCCAAAAACUUCCUGGAAAGCAGAGAAGAACAAGCUGUAAAUGUCGUAGUUUCCAAGACCUUCCAUAGAUACACCACCAGAAGGAAGCAGGGUGGCUCGCAAAGUGCCAGUGACAAUGCUAGAGGAAAAGCCAACUCUGCCGGUUCCAGUAUCAGACGUUAUAAUGAGCAGGCUUUGAUUAAAGAAGUUAGAGAGUUGCUCGUGGAAUGGAAGUCCUAUUUAGACAAAUGUUCUACUAUUUAUAUCAGAGCCAAUGGGGCAAGUAACAGAAAAAUUUUGGUAGGUUAUGAAGGAUGUGUUCUCAGAAAUGAGGAUUCUCGUUUGAGAUCGUUUCCUUUCACUACAAAGAGAGCUACGACUUCCGAAUUGAAAAGGGCUUGGGUUGAAUUGACUUAUUUAGCCGUUGCUGAUCUUCCCAAAGUCCAGAAGAAAAUUGCUAAGGAGAGAUCUGCUACUCCUUCAAAUAUAGACGAUGAAAAGGAUGACCGAACUCCUGAACAAAUUGAAGAUGAAGAUCGCACAAAAGAGUUGAUAGUACUAUUGAAGAAACAAAAGGCUCCCAAAAUGAUUAGUUACUUGAAACAGAACAAGAUCGAUGUGAAUGCCUUUAAACUUUCACCAGAAAUCAAAUACGCCAAUUAUCCUACACUUUUGCACUACGCUUCAGCAAAUGGAUUGCUGCAUAUGGUCCUGGUCUUACUUGUUAGUUCACAAGCAGAUCCAACUAUUCGAAACAAAUUCGACAAGACAGCAGCAGAAAUAGCCAGCGAUGAGAAUACAAGAAGAGCUUUCCAAACAGCAAGACUAAAACUAGGCGAAGACCGCUGGGAUUGGACUUCCAGUAAAGUUGCUGAAGCAAAAUCAAAGGAAGACUUUGAAAAAGAAGACGAGCUAGAGGACGAAAGAAUCAAGGCUGAAAAACAGAAUUUGAUCAAAGAACAGCUCGCACAGAAGACAGAGUUUGAAUUGAAACAACCCAAAUUCUCGUCAGGUGGAAGACUCGGUAUUUCCACCAAUAUAGCAAGCGACUUAUCUGGUCUCUCUGGCGAACAGAAGAACAGAAUCUUGAGAGAGCAAAGGGCCAGAGCAGCAGAAGCCAGAUUCAAAAAGUUACAGAGCAGCUAA
This is a messenger RNA of Scheffersomyces stipitis CBS 6054, 1815 nucleotides long. RefSeq lists its product as uncharacterized. Lineage: Eukaryota; Fungi; Ascomycota; Pichiomycetes; Serinales; Debaryomycetaceae. Bases 1 to 1815 code for a protein of 604 amino acids. The transcript has a single exon. The record is from RefSeq and is a predicted model, not a curated record.